Messenger RNA from Pseudocercospora fijiensis CIRAD86, 1377 nucleotides. RefSeq lists its product as uncharacterized. The record is from RefSeq and is a predicted model, not a curated record. Gene Ontology annotation, molecular function: peroxidase activity. Bases 1 to 1293 code for a protein of 430 amino acids. NCBI's taxonomy places the organism in Eukaryota, Fungi, Ascomycota, Dothideomycetes, Mycosphaerellales, Mycosphaerellaceae. The transcript has 3 exons.
AUGAAGUUCUCGACAACCCAGGCCCUUCUCGGAGCAGUCCCUCUGGCCGCUGCGUUCCCAGCUGCAAUCUUUGAGGCUGUCGCCAGCAACAACCCUGCCCUCGCCGCAAGAGCAGAAGAGAUUCGAUCUCAACUCGACAAACGACAAGUAGCUGCAGACGGCGCCACCAAGCUAUUCGAGCCCGUUCCCAUCUUCAACGAAAAGGCCCAGUUCAUCGAUGUCGGCCCAGGAAGCGGCCACGAGUAUGUGGCACCGGGACCAAACGACCUUCGUGGGCCAUGUCCAGGCCUGAACGCUUUUGCCAAUCACGGCUUCCUGCCUCAUAAUGGUUACGCCACCAUCACCCAAUUCAUCGAUGCAACGAUGAAUGUUGUUGGUAUGGGGCCCGUGCUCGCAGGUUUCCUUGCCGUGCUCGGUGCUACGAUUGACGGAGAUGGCACUUCAUGGUCUAUCGGCGGCACUCCAGGAGCUGGAAUUGGAGGUCCACUUUCCAGCCAAGGCCAUGGUAUCUCUGGCUCUCACAACAAGUACGAGAGCGACGCCUCACCCACACGAGGAGAUCUCUACCAAAGCGGCGACGACUACAAGACCAUCGCCAGCCAAUUCCAAGAACUCAUCAACGUUUCACCAAAUGGUGUCGUCACCCUCGACUCCUUGACCACCCAUCGCUCCAACCGCUUCGACCACCAAAUCGCCACCAACCCCUACUUCUUCAACGGCCCAUUCACCGGUGUCCUCGUGCAGCCCGCCGCGUACACUUUCAUCUACCGCUUCAUGGCCAACCACUCCGCCGAGCACCCCUACGGCGAACUCACCUACGACGUGAUCAAAGCAUGGUUCGGAAUUUCCGGCGACUCGGGCAGCUACGUCGCCAACCAAGGCCAAGAGCACAUUCCAAUGAACUGGUACAGGCGCGCCAUCGAAUACCCCUACGACAACACCUACUUCCUCGCCGACGUCGCCAACGCCGCCGCGCUGUACCCCAAAUUCUUAAACGUGGGAGGCAACACCGGCACCACCAACUCCUUCACGGGCAUCGACGUCCGGAAUCUUUCCGGAGGUGUUUUCAACAGCGCGAGUUUGGCCCAAGAUAACAAUUUCGCGUGCUUCGCGUACCAAUUCGCCGCACAAGCGAAACCGGAUCUUGCGCUCGCGGCGCUCACCCAGCUGACGAAUUCGGUGGGCAGUUUGAUUGGGAAGCUUGGAUGUCCUCAGCUGCAGGAUGCGGAUGAUGCGCAGUUGAUGCAGUUCCCUGGGUAUUCUAGGUCGACGAAGGAGGGGAUUACGAAGUAGAUUUUGAAGGGGUGGGGGGAUUGAAUUGAGGGGUUAGAAUAGUGGAGGAUGAGUAGUUUUUCUGUCGGAAUGGAAUUGUUAUUC